Rangifer tarandus platyrhynchus (Svalbard reindeer) is the source of this 1413-nucleotide messenger RNA. The record is from the annotation of a GenBank genome assembly. NCBI's taxonomy places the organism in Eukaryota, Metazoa, Chordata, Mammalia, Artiodactyla, Cervidae.
AUGGCUAUUAGAAAGAAAAGGAAAGUGACUGAUGAUAAAUGUGUAGCUCAAAAGGGUAAUGUAUAUAAAAAUAUGCAAGAAUCACAGGAAACUCACAUAUCCAACCACCUGGAUGAAAUUGUUGCUGCCGUCAGCAUAACACCUAGAAAGAAACUGCAAAACCAGCUGCUUCAGAGAGCACUGUUCCAGCCUCCGCGAGAGAAACUCCGCCUCUCUGAAGAGAAAGCAAAGUCGUAUGCCAGCAGCCAUGAAUACAAAAAGGCUCUCCAUGAACUUGUGCACUGCAUGGCUCUGACAAGGAUCUGCUAUGGUGAUUCCCACUGGAAGCUGGCCGAGGCGCAUGUUAACCUGGCUAAGGGUUAUCUUCAGCUGAAAGGAAUGUCACUACAAGCAAAACAACAUGCAGAAAAAGCCAAAGAAAUCCUCACCAGCUCCAUUGUGCCUCCAUACAAUGACAAUACAGAUGUUUUCAAGUGUUCGGUUGAGCUGUUCUAUACCUUGGGGCAAGCCUUACUCUCCCUUCAAAAGUUCAAGGAAGCCUCAAAGACUGUGACAAAGGCAGAGAUGCUCUCAAAGGAGAUGCUCCAGUGUGGGAAGAUCAAAGAAGAUGAAUGGAUGGAAAUUCAAGCACGGAUCAAAUUGUCAUUUGCGCAGGUAUAUCAAGGUCAGAAGAAAUCAAAAGAAGCUCUGCCCCACUACCAAGAGGCUUUAGAAUAUACUGAGAUCAGUAGAGGUGAAAAAAGUCUUGAGUGUGUACCAAUACUGAGGGAACUGGCAGCUGCAGAGCAGGCCCUGGGAUUUCACGAUGCAUCCAUCAACAACCUUGUACAGGCACAUCUCAUCGUCCUGAGAGGAAGCCCCUCUCGAGAGGAGGCAGCCGCGUCCGCACACGCCGUCGCCUGUGCUGCUGUCGCUUCCGGGAGGCCUGAGCACCACGAUGUGGCUGAGCAGUAUUUUCAGGAUAGCAUGGCUAAUCUCAAGGAUGCUGAAGGGAUGGAGAAAGCCAGAUUUCUUUCAAUUCAAGAUGAUUACUGCCAUUUCCUACAAGUCACUGGACAAGAUGAGAGAGCCACUUCCAUCCUUAGAGAGUCCCUGGAGGCCAAAGUGGCCGUGUUUGGUGAUUUCAGCCCUGAGGUGGCAGAGACAUAUCGGCUCCUGGGUGUGGCUGACCUGGCACAGGGGAACCAGACCGGGGCCCACAGGAAACUGAAGAAGUGUCUUCAGAUCCAGACCCUCUUAUACGGAUUCCAGGACAAGAGGACUCUGGCCACCCAGCAGACCAUGGACAUCCUGUCCAAGGCCCCCGAGGUGCCCGCGAGGCCGCGGCCGUCCCCCGGAGCCAAGGCGGCCUUCUGCGCCGGCGGGCGGCCGCACAGCGUGCCCGGGCGCGCCAGGCCCAGUGCUAACGACUGA